Messenger RNA from Poecile atricapillus (Black-capped chickadee), 2005 nucleotides. Its product is annotated as cryptochrome DASH-like. Gene Ontology annotation, molecular function: damaged DNA binding; deoxyribodipyrimidine photo-lyase activity; FAD binding. The transcript has 14 exons. The coding region runs from base 43 to 1599 and encodes 518 amino acids. Gene Ontology annotation, biological process: photoreactive repair. The record is from RefSeq and is a predicted model, not a curated record. Lineage: Eukaryota; Metazoa; Chordata; Aves; Passeriformes; Paridae.
GGGGCACAGAGCCGGGCAGAGGCUCUGCCCUGCCGAGGGAGCAUGUCGGGGACAGCGGGCACGGCCAUCUGCCUGCUGCGCUGCGACCUGCGACACCACGACAACCAGGUGCUCCACUGGGCUCAGCACAACGCGGAUUUCGUGAUUCCCCUCUACUGCUUCGACCCGCGGCACUACCUGGGCACCCACCGCUACAGCUGGCCAAAGACGGGGCCACACAGGCUCAGGUUUUUGCUGGAAAGUGUGAAGGACCUGAGGGAAACGCUCAAGAAAAAAGGAAGUACCCUGGUUGUGAGGAAGGGGAAGCCAGAAGAUGUGGUCCGUGAUCUGAUUACUCAGCUGGGCUCUGUCACUGCUGUGGUUUUCCAUGAAGAGGCCACACAGGAGGAGCUGGAUGUGGAGAAGGGGCUGUGCCAGGUGUGCAGGCAGCACGGGGUGAAGAUUCAGACAUUUUGGGGUUCCACGCUGUAUCACCGGGAUGAUCUUCCCUUCAGGCCUAUUGACAGGUUACCUGAUGUCUACACCCACUUCCGAAAAGCGCUGGAAUCCGGGGCCAGGGUCCGGCCAACCCUGCGGAUGGCAGAGCAGCUAAAGCCCCUGGCUCCAGGGCUGGAAGAAGGGAGUAUCCCUACAAUGGAGGAUUUCGGACAGAAGGAUCCCGUGACUGAUCCCCGAACAGCCUUCCCCUGCAGUGGAGGAGAGACCCAGGCUUUAAUGAGGCUGCAAUAUUAUUUUUGGGACACGAACCUGGUUGCUUCUUACAAGGAGACUCGGAACGGGCUGGUGGGAAUGGAUUACUCAACCAAAUUCGCACCAUGGCUGGCACUGGGCUGCAUCUCACCUCGGUACAUCUAUGAGCAGAUCCAGAAGUAUGAGAGAGAGAGGACAGCAAAUCAGAGCACAUACUGGGUCCUGUUUGAACUGCUGUGGAGGGAUUAUUUUCGGUUUGUGGCCCUGAAGUACGGCAGGAGGAUUUUCUCAUUGAGAGGGCUUCAAAGUAAAGAGAUCCCCUGGAAAAAGGACCUUCAGCUCUUUGAUUGUUGGAAAGAGGGCAAAACUGGGGUUCCUUUUGUGGAUGCCAACAUGAGGGAGCUGAGUGCCACGGGCUUCAUGUCGAACAGAGGGCGGCAGAACGUCGCCAGCUUCCUCACCAAAGACCUGGGGCUGGACUGGAGGAUGGGGGCAGAAUGGUUUGAAUACCUGCUGGUGGAUUACGAUGUUUGUAGCAAUUAUGGCAACUGGUUAUACAGCGCUGGCAUUGGCAACGACCCACGGGACAACAGGAAGUUUAACAUGAUCAAACAAGGCCUGGAUUACGAUGGGAAUGGGGAUUAUGUCCGGCUGUGGGUGCCAGAACUGCAGGGCAUAAAGGGAGCAGACAUCCACACCCCCUGGGCACUGAGCAGUGCUGCUCUCUCCCAGGCAGGAGUAACUCUAGGUGAGACCUACCCAUGGCCAGUGGUGACAGCCCCAGAGUGGAGCCGGCACAUCCACCAGAGGCCUGGAGAAAGUCCCCAUCCCAGGGGAAGGAGGGGACCAGCACAGCACAAGGACAGAGGGAUAGAUUUUUACUUCUCUCGCAAGAAAGAUGCUUGCUGAAGGCUGAAGGAGUGCUCAGCAGGAGGUUUUGCUGCUGAGGGUGCCUGGAUAAUGGUUAAUCAUCUUGAACAAGCCAAAGAUACAGGUUUGACACGGUAUAAUAACAUGGGAUCUGCCUGUCUGGUGUUCCUGGGAACACUUGCUGGAUGUGGGUGUUUGGAGGUUGUGUAUUAGCACCUCUCCUUACAAUCUGGAGCCAGUGGUUUAUGUGGCAGGUGUUCAGUCAGAACUGAAACUUCUUAUGCUAAUUUUCUGUGUUUUAAAGUUUUAAACCCAGCAAUCAUUAUGCAAUUAAAAGUUUUCCUACUGGAAUAUUUCCUCAUUUUCACAGACCUCCUCCAUAGAUAGAGACUGCAGAGGAUGUUCUUUUACUGUGUCUGCUGCAGUACUUUGGAGAAGCAGUGUG